AUGUUGUUUUUGUUUUCUUAUUUCCUUUUUGUCUUGUUUCUUUUUCUCUCAUUUCUCUCUCAUUUUUUUUUUCUUCUUCUCCGUUUUUUUUCUUCUUCUUCUCCCUGUUUUUUUUCUUCUUCUUCUUCGUUUUUUUUUUUCUUCUUCUUCUCCCUGUUUUUUCUUCUUCUCCGUUUUUUUUUCUUCUUCUCCCUGUUUUUUUUUUCUUCUUCUCCGUUUUUUUUUCUUCUUCUUCUCCUGUUUUUUUUUUUCUUCUUCUUCUCCUGUUUUUUUCUUCUUCUUCUCCCUGUUUUUUUCUUCUUCUUCUUUUUUUUUUUCUUCUUCUUCUCUUUUUUUUUUUCUUCUUUCCGUUUUUCUUCUUCUUCUCCCUUUUUUUCUUCUUCCUCUCCCUUUUUUUUUCUUCUUCUCCGUUUUUUUUUCUUUCUUCUCCGUUUUUUUCUUCUUCUUCCUCCGUUUUUUUUUUUUCUUUUCUCCCGUUUUUUUCUUCUCCCUUUUUUCUUCUCCCUGUUUUUUUUCUUCUUCUCCUGUUUUUUUUCUUCUCCCUGUUUUUUUUUCUCCUGUUUUUUUUCUUUGUCCCUGUUUUUUUUUUCUUCUCCCUGUUUUUUUUCUUCUCCCUGUUUUUUUUCUUCUUCUUGUCCCUGUUUUUUUUCUUCUUCUUGUCCCUGUUUUUUUUCUUCUUCUUGUCCCUGUUUUUUUUCUUCUUCUUGUCCCUGUUUUUUUUCUUCUUCUUGUCCCUGUUUUUUUUCUUCUUCUUGUCCCUGUUUUUUUUCUUCUUCUUCUUGUCCCUGUUUUUUUUCUUCUUCUUCUUGUCCCUGUUUUUUUUCUUCUUCUUCUUGUCCCUGUUUUUUUCUUCUUCUUCUUGUUUUUUUUUUUUCUUCUUCUUCCUGUUUUUUUUCUUCUUCUUCUUCUCCCUGUUUUUUCUUCUUCUUCUCCCUGUUUUUUUUCUUCUUCUUCUCCGUUUUUUUUCUUCUUCUUCUCCGUUUUUUUCUUCUUCUUCUCCGUUUUUUUCUUCUUCUUCUCCGUUUUUUUAUUCUUCUUCUCUCCGUUUUUUUCUUCUUCUUCUUCUCCGUUUUUUUUUCUUCUUCUUCUUCUCCGUUUUUUUUCUUCUUCUUCUUCUCCGUUUUUUUUCUUCUUCUUCUUCUCCGUUUUUUUUCUUCUUCUUCUUCUCCGUUUUUUUUCUUUCUUCUUCUUCUUCUCUCUGUUUUUUCUUUCUUCUUCUUCUUCUCUCUGUUUUUUCUUUCUUCUUCUUCUUCUCUCUGUUUUUUCUUUCUUCUUCUUCUUCUCUCUGUUUUUUCUUUCUUCUUCUUCGUCUCUCUGUUUUUUCUUUCUCCUUCUUCUUCGUCUCUCUGUUUUUUCUUUCUCCUUCUUCUUCGUCUCUCUGUUUUUUCUUUCUCCUUCUUCUUCGUCUCUCUGUUUUUUCUUUCUCCUUCUUCUUCGUCUCUCUGUUUUUCUUUCUCCUUCUUCUUCGUCUCUCUUUUUUUCUUUCUCCUUCUUCUUCGUCUCUCUGUUUUUUCUUUCUCCUUCUUCUUCGUCUCUCUGUUUUUUCUUUCUCCUUCUUCUUCGUCUCUCUGUUUUUUCUUUCUCCUUCUUCUUCGUCUCUCUGUUUUUUCUUUCUCCUUCUUCUUCGUCUCUCUGUUUUUUCUUUCUCCUUCUUCUUCGUCUCUCUGUUUUUUCUUUCUCCUUCUCGUCUCUCUUUGUGUGUGA
Molecule: messenger RNA, 1704 nt
Organism: Acanthosepion pharaonis
Lineage: Eukaryota; Metazoa; Mollusca; Cephalopoda; Sepiida; Sepiidae
Source: the annotation of a GenBank genome assembly